This is a messenger RNA of Centropristis striata (black sea bass), 2982 nucleotides long. RefSeq lists its product as uncharacterized. The record is from RefSeq and is a predicted model, not a curated record. The transcript has 12 exons. Bases 197 to 2467 code for a protein of 756 amino acids. NCBI's taxonomy places the organism in Eukaryota, Metazoa, Chordata, Actinopteri, Perciformes, Serranidae.
ACCACCAAGAGGAGCUCGUGUCCACUGACUUCCUCUUCUUGUACUGUUGAUCAGGCGAACAGUGGCUGUGUCACUUUAUCGGUUAACGUUACACCACUUCACGGGUUUUUAGUUUUAGAUUGCCUAGACCUGGCAACAACGAGGCGGACACUAUCACUCAAACGUGUUUGCAGGUGGUGAUUCUGCAAACUGCAGCAUGCAGCCGGCUGAAGCACAAAAAGGAGUUCCUUCCAAAAGCCAGCUGUUUAAUUCUCUGAAGAACUUUCUGAACAUCAAGAACAGACUCCAACCCAUUAUCGGCCUGGGAAGUAUUACAGAAUGUGUAAGGGCUGGUACACACAACAGAGAAGUACUGUACCUGUGUGAGGUGUGUGUGUGUCGACUUCAUGAUGUGACUGACAUGCGGAACCACAUUCUCGGAAGUCUCCAUAGAUACAACUACAUUAAAGUCUGGCACUCCCACUUAGUGUCUAAAUGGAAGAAGUCUGACCUGUCAAACCUAGCCCGGCCACUGAUGGAGAUGGCCAAGAUACUUGAGGGAAAAGAAGGACCUGGAGAUGUCCAGAGGUUAGAGGUUGGAGAUGCUGUAUACCAGAAGACGGCGACACUCAGUGAGAAUGACGCAGUAACUCUGAUAACUAUGUUAAGAGAUGGGCAGGGUGAACCUGUGCAGCUGGAGCAAUCACAGAGGAUUGUAUUGCUUGCCCGGAACCAACAAACACUGUCCAAAAACUCCCUCAAGACCUCAUCAGACGCAAACCAAACUGUAACUUUUAUCAAGCCAGAAAGCUGGGAAAAGAACACUUCAUCUGAACCCUGCGUGCUAUCAGAGAAUGGCUUUCUUGACGGCUACACAGGAACCAGGCCUCUUAUUGGUCUUUUCCGCAUGGUUGAAUGCAGAGGAGAAGAUGGCCAGACGUACUGUUUCUUAUGUCACUGCUGCCGCAUCAGAUCCAGCAAGAAGGAUCUCUUUAAUCACCUGACCGGAUCUUCCCAUCUCAUGAAUUACUUGAUGGAAACUCGUCCUGAGCAGGUGGAGAUAAUGAUGGCAGAUAUUAAUGACAACAAUGAGCUUCUCCAAUCACUGGCCAAGAAAGUGGAGCAAGAAGAGGGCAGAGGCAUGCCAACGGUGGUUAACGUACCAGGAUCCCUCUGUUUCCUACUGACUGUCAAAAGUUACCACUGGUGUAUAAAAAUGCUGUAUGAUGAAGGGACACAUACCAACAUCCAAAAGUCGAGCUCUGCCAAAGGGCCAAGUGAGAGCGAGACUUUACAUCAGAACAUGCCAGAGAAAUGUGCCAUGAUGCAGCCACAAUGGGCAAAAAGGAUGACCGCUAAGAGGAAAAAGAGGAAAGACACUAAUACUGUGUUUAAGGUAAGCUUGCCGCUCAGCAAAGGCUCAAUGCUGCUGAAGAGGAUGUCUUUCAGCAUGGACAGUCUCCCUGUGUCAUCUGCAUCCGACUCGGACCCUAUUCCCUCACCAGAGUCCCAGUCAGAGGACUGUGACUUGGACUAUGACCCUGACUCAUUUGCGAUGAAUCGUGCUGAACACACCUCACAAGUUCAGAAAGACCUCUAUAGUGGAGAUGAAAAUGCUGGUCAAAACUGGGGACCAGAAAGAAACGUCACAGUCCAUCAGUAUCAGGAGGUGGACGAUUAUUAUAAAGAAAACAAAUACUUCAAGCAGUCAGAAGACAUAACUGCAACAAAAUACCAAAAGGUUUAUGACGACGAUGAUGAUGAUGAUUACAGCAGUUCUCAAGAAAGAUCACAUGAGAGGUUUUACAAAGAGUGGAAAAAUGAAGGCCCACAGACACAAAAUGAAUGCCUGUCACCUGCUCUGUCCCACAGCCAGGACUGGCCAUCUUUGAACUCUUCUUACAGACUUGAGUGGUACAAUUCAACUUCGACAGUGUCAAAAGAAAACCAACAGAACGAGAGAAGCUCAGGUGAAUCUCAGUAUUAUUACCAACGGCAAAACCCAAGUCACUACACAGCACAAGAUGAAAGUCUUGAGACUGGCAAUGAGGGAAAGCAUGGUCAGUAUAAUGAGUUUGCUGCUCAUUCAGAUGUUGCUAAGAUCAACAUGCAUCAUCACUUAGGAUAUCCCCUUGCUCACAGUGGCAGCAUUGCACCAGAGCCUAGAGAAAAGUCUGUUAUUGAACAGAGACAAUUGCAAACAUACAUGGAGUUCCCCAUUGGUUAUUGCCAGACAGUUUCACAAGGUUAUAUGACACAGCCUGUGGCCCAUCAAACCAUCCCAGUAGGACAGUGGAUGAUGUCUAACCCCAGCUACAAUAUUGGACCUUUGACAUAUCCUCACCAGCACUUUCCUCAUCCAGUCAGCGAUGGGGCUGGUGGUUGGGCACAUGUCCCAGUCAAUUGGUUUCAACACAGGCAGGCUCUGAGUUACGGAGCCCACUCUAAUUCUAUGUCAGAUGUCAUGAUUUCAGGAAGUUCACAUUGAACAACUCCAUUUGUGUUUGCAUUAAGACGUCUGUACGUAGACGGCUAUUAGGCGUCUAUACGCAGACAUCUUUACAGAAACGGCUGUUAGACAUGGUACGAAUUUGACUGCAUUUGAUAUGUACAAGCUGUGCCUGAAUAUCUUCAUAUAUGAAUUUACUUUAAAAUUCAUCAAAAGUGUGAUGGCCUACCUUAUAUUUGUGCUCGAGUGUAUUUUUCUCUGAUUACCCCUUUUUUAUUUUUUACUUAUGAUAGAAGAUAGUAUUUUGUUGACCACUGUGUAAAAUGCAAUGGCACUGAUACUGACACCACAUUGCUGUAAACUAAAUUUCAGAUAUGAUGCAAGCGAUGAGUCACCUGUAGAUUAUGUGAGGCUAGGUAGCAUAUCAUUAAUGUUUUUUUUUUGUUUUUUUUAAUGAGCAGCUGGUGUAACAAUGCAAAUAGGCAAUGCUGUUGUGCAUAAUAAAUUCCUUUAAAAUAAAAAAACGUACUUUUUUUUUUUUUUCUUGUUAAAUC